Molecule: messenger RNA, 8598 nt
Organism: Heterotrigona itama
Lineage: Eukaryota; Metazoa; Arthropoda; Insecta; Hymenoptera; Apidae
Source: the annotation of a GenBank genome assembly
CAGAGGUCGCUUGUUGAUGUUAAUGCACUCAUAAAUAUUUGGCGGGUAAAAUGGCGUUGUGGAAUAAAGUGGUUUCAGGAUUUGACAAAGAAGAAGAAACUGUAAAUUUUGGGGCAAGAGCGAUAGCAGAAAAUAAUGGCUCUUUAUAUGAAACUUGUACUACAGCAACGAUACAAUCGAAUGAGAAGGUAUCAAGGGAACCAAAUAUUUUAGCGUCUAUACAAUAUUCAAGAGUUUGUAUAGCAAUUGAUAAAUCAAUCACUAUAUUUGAAAAUGAAACGUGUGAAAAAAUACUAAUAAAUGUUAGUUUCGAAUUAUUAAUAACAUGUUACUGUAUUUCUCAUGAUGGUAUAUUUUUAUUUGUUGUUUUAUCAAAUGGAACAUUAUAUUGUCUUCAUUUAUUAAAUAAGGGACAAAUAACCUUCGCAAAAAAUAUUACAAAAACUGAAGAUAAAAUAACAACAAUAUUUCUACAAAAUGAACCCGAUCAAUAUAUUAAUAUAUAUCUUGCCACAAAAAAUGGAGCCGUUUACAGAAUAUCACAGUUUAAUACUAAACUUGUUCAGUCUACUCUUGCAAACGAAAUUAAUGUUAAUGAUAUGUUAAAAGAGGUAACAAAAGAAAUUAAAUGUACACAAUUAUUUGAAGGAUUUUUUUAUGAUGAGGUAAUAUAUGCUACCUCGAGUAUGAUAACUAAGGAAAUAUCAAUAGCUAUGUUAUGCUCGAAUAUGUUAUUUAUGUGGCCUAGUAAACAAUAUAUUAAUUUUAGUAUGUUUAAUUAUAAUUAUACUAAAGUUAAAUUUUUUAAGAAUUACAUUGCAAUGUUAUGUUUGCGUACAGAUUAUAUCCUAAGUGUAAUAUGUCCUCGAACUUUACUUGCUGUAAAAGUAUAUUCUAAAUCUGUGUUAGAUUUUGCAAUUAUUGAAAGUAAUAAUAAUAAUUUGUGUCAAAUCCUUAUGUUAACGUGUGAUACUAAUUGUACUGCACGUACAUUACAUAUGGUCUCUUACCCAGAUUUCCAAGAAAAAUUUAAAAUAAAUGUAUCAAUUACAACGUAUCUUAUUGAAAUUAUGGAUCCUUGUGAUGAAGUAAUUUUAUAUUUGGAAGGAAUUAAUGGUUCUAACAAGGAUGAAUAUAUAGAUACAAUUAGAGUAAAAACUAUAUCAGAAAGUCUACCUGAAUACCAAUUGCAACGUUUAGUUAGAAAAAAACAAUUUGAUGCAGCUGAAGCUUUUGCAAAUAAAUAUAAUUUAUCUACAGAUCCUAUUUAUUAUGCAAAAGUUACAUUGCUUCUGUCACAAUUUGGACCCUGGACAAAAAAAAAUUUUAGUCCUGUUCAAUUAAAUGUGCUUUUUAAUAUAUUUGACAAAAUAAAAGAUGUGCAAUAUGUGGUAGAAUGUUGUAACAAAGCACUUACAUCAGAAUAUAAACAAAUGAAAAAAAUUAAUUUAUAUGCACGUUCAAGAGUAAUAGAAUAUGCCGCUAAAGAUGAUAAAUAUUUAAAUCUUCUUUUUUCAACUAAUAAUAUACUACAUAAGUUAGAAAGUUUUCAUAUGAUUUGGGGUUAUCAGAAAAAUGUAGAAUAUUAUGAUGAAGAUAUUAUGAAUGAAUGGAUUAGAUUUUCACGGGCAAAUUUAAUUGAAGAAUAUAAAACAUAUUUGAGUUUGGGUGAAAUGGAAGCAGCUACUUUAAUUUGGACAAGACAUCUUCCAGAUUUAAUAAAACAUGUAUCUAUAGAAAUUGUAAAAGAUAUAUUUACAAUUCUUCCUGAGAACAUAUCGUUAAUUGCUCUUUGGUCAUGGUUGUCACAUUUUAUUCCGAGUUUAUUGUCAUUUAUUCCUAAUGUGAUGCGUGAAAUAAUUCUUUGGGGUAGUAAAAAAAUUAAAUCAUUUGAACACUCUCAUCGUUCGGAAUGGCCUCAGAUUGGAAUUGAUUUUACAAAAAAGUUUAUAAAGUUAUUGAAAUUUGAAGAAAACCAUCAUUCUUUAUAUCUUCAGCAAGAAUAUCUAAACAAAGACUCUAAUUUAAAACAGCUUGUUUUUUUAAUACAAGCUAUGUCUGAUAUUCAAAAACUUAAAGUUAAUUAUAGAUUAACAAUCUCUCUUAAUUCGUAUAUCGAGGACCCUUUGGAAGUAUCAUAUAUAUUAUUGGAUAAAAUACACGUAGAUAUACUUCGAGAAUUUGUAAAUACGUUUUUAAAACAAUACAUGUUAAAUAAUUCUUUACAAAAUGAUUAUGUGUUUUCGUCGUAUGUACAGACUAAAUUACAACAAACGUUAGAAGUGCUAAAAAAAGCUACAGUUCCAUGGUCUUCAACUAUUGUAUCUUUAACAGAAACAAGUUAUAAUUUUGACCAUAUUUUAACAUCCCAAAUCAAGAUAGAACAUAAUUGUGUUCCAAUUAAACUUAUCCUAAAGAAAUAUGGAUAUGAACGCAUUGGUAUAAAUAAUAAAUUAAUACAUCGUAUAAUAAAAGAAAAUCGUGAAAGUAUGAUUUCAGAUAUUGAACAAAUAACCAAAAAUGACUUAUUAUCAAGAAAAAAAGCAUUUUCAUCUUGUGUAAAUUAUUAUCUAGUUAGAAGCAAUUUUGAAAAUGUAACGAAGACGUUAAAUUCCUUAGAGGAUGAUGUCUUGUUAUAUUGUUGUUUACAAAUCGUUAAUUAUGUAACAGCUAGUUUAACGUUAAAGAUCAUGCCUGAAUCCCUUACAUAUCAUAUUGAAAUGUUGGGUUGGAUAAAAUUACAGUUGGAAAAGCUUUCAAGAAAGUGCAAAAUCCAUUUCAAUCAUUGUCACAACGUUAUCAAUAAUAUAAAUGAAAUAAAAUCGAUGUAUUUUUUAAAGAAAGAUUUCGAAAUUGAUAUUACACUGGAAGAAUAUCACGUUAAAAAAAAGCAGAUAUUACAAAAUUACAUUAAGAGACUGCAUAAUGUGAGUAUAAAGGAAGAUGAAAAUUUAUUGAUCACUUAUAAAAAAGUUAUAAAGAUUGCAGAUUUACUUAAAUUACAAAGAAUUAAUGCUAUAUUUAUAUUACUAGAACAGACAAACAAUGUAAACAUAUUAAAUUAUUUCAUUAGGUGCAAAGAAGGACAAUUAAAUAUAAUGACAGAUGAAUGCCAAUUUGUAUAUAAGAUAUGUCUAUUAAUUAUGCAGGAUGUUAAACUAGAUACAGAUAUUGCACUUACAAUUCAUAGCUUAAGUUCUGCUGCAUUAUGCGUAUGUUUAGAUGAUGAAUUACAAUCUAUAUUAUUAUUACAAACAUGGACAAAUUUAUAUCAAAAGUGUGCUAAUAAAAACUGUAGAUAUGGUCUGGAUUCACCACAUGUGAGGAAUGAUGAAAUACCAAGAUCAAACUGGAAAUUAUAUAUAAUGUAUAAAGAUUUAGCUAUUGCAACGGAUCAAUUUUUAUUACCACUCUUUAGAAAUGUAAUUUCUGUACAAAGACAUUAUAUGGCUAAAUUAAAAUACGCCAAUUACAGAAGAACCAUUGAAUGAUUUGCUCAGUAAAAUAAAAAAUUUAAGAAUAGAACAUAGCGAUUAUUGCUUAUUACAGAUUAUUAAAACUUUAUACUUCAAUUUUUGCGUUAUAUCUAUAUUUAUUAAUAUAAAUGAUACUCUAUUAAUAAAAAUUAAAUCAGUAUAUUUUCAUCUUUUGAUGAUACUGUUGAAAAAAAUAAUAAAUAGCCGAUUAUUUGAUCUUCAGCUUAGUUUAUCGUGCUUGUUUAUGUUGCCUGAUUCAGAAGCAUGUAAAUGGAUAUCUUCUGCUUGUAAAUCAUUUCAAACAGAUUGCACUCGACAUUUAAGAAUAACAAUACUUGGAUAUGAAUAUUUUCAUUUAACAAAAAAUAUAACAUUUCUGGAAAUAUUUAAAAAUAAUAAAAUAUUGCAUUAUUGGGCACAAAAAUUAUCUAAAUAUUUAAUUUCACAUAAAGAACUCUUAACAAGUGAUAAUACAACUAAGAGAGAGAUAUUGCAACGUAUUAUGAGUUAUAAUGAUGAUAUGGUCCCUUUGUUUCAAGAAUUUUGCUUUGAUUUUGGCUUUGAUAUUCAAGAUUGUUUAUUACUUUAUUUACAAACGAUAGUAAAAACAUGGGAACCAAAAUUAAAUAUAAACAAUUACAAUGGGGAAAAAGAAUUGCAUAUUAAUGAAGAUGAAGUAAACGAGUUAAGAAUAAAGUGCAAUAGAAUUGCUGCUUAUAUCUUGGAUAAAGUUGCUUUAAAAAACUAUAUUACAACUGUCUUGUCACAAAUAAAUUUUUACUAUUAUGAAAUAUUUAUUAUUCUUAUGGAUCUCAUAGAAGAAAAAAAUAUAGAACAUAGAAAUUAUUUUUGCUUUUUACAAAAUUAUACUCGCGUUGGUCCAGCUACACAAGUGGAAUGUGACGAAUGGAUGCAUCUUAACCCAGGACAUACAUCCUUACCAUCUAUAGCAGAAUGGCGGUUACCUUUUUUACCUAAAAUUGAAUUGUGGAAACUUAUAACUCCGGAAUUAAAUUUGAAGACUUAUGAGAAAUGGUUAGAUAUUGCUCCUAUUCUUAAAUUACAACCUCAUAUCAUAUGUACUCUAGCCAUAAAAGGAGAAGUAACACAUAUUUGGAAAAAUAAACAUAAAACAACUAAAUGGUCUGUUUGUUUAAAAAAUAAUAGUUUGUUAGAUGACAUAAAAAAAUGUAUAAAAAAAAUGACUGGCCCAGAUGCAUUGUAUUAUGGCACAGCAGCAUUAUAUUAUGUUGUCAAUCAUACACCACCAGAAAAUCAAAUUCAAAUAUUUACGAUUUACAUCGGAACAUAUUUUACAUGUAUAUGGCUUGAAAAAUAAAAAUUAUUUGUCAUUAAUCGGGAAUCCAAAUAAACUAGUUCGUGAACUAUAUGCAGAUGAAAGUAUUCCUCAAAGAUAUCGAUGUGUUAUUGAUCAUAGACCUGAUAUAAAUUCUGCAGUUAAUUCUAUCAGUCAGUUAUUUUCUAUCAAUAUGAUUAAAUUACGGAUGGAAUUAGUACAGGAAUGGCUACAACCAGAUACUAAAUAUAUAAAACUUAAUCGAAGUAUAACAGAUACAUUUUCAGCAACAACAAAUUUCGAAUCAAAUUCAAAUUCUGAUGAUAAUUUAUUGAGAGCAUGCUAUAUUUUAGAAUAUGGAGAUCUCGAAUUUUCAGCAAAUUUUCUUAUAAAUAUAGCUUUUGAUGAAAAAAAUGAAAACUAUAGUCCUGAAGCAUGUUAUAGAGCUCUUCGUAUGUUACAAACUAUAGUUCAUCCCGUUAAAUUGGAACAUUUAACUAAACGUAAUGCCCAAACAAUUAAAAAUUACAUGAGAUCUUUGAAAUAUAUAAGUAAAUUGGAAUCAUUAGGAGUAGGUUACAGUAUAAGUACAUUUGAAACGUGUCAAAAACAUGAACUUAUACAAAUUCUAUGGAAAACACGAAGUUAUUCGCCGCAAGCUCUUGUUAUUAUCGCACAACUUUGCAUAGAUUUUGAAAUAUAUGAAUAUUCUCUCUGGGAUAAAAAUUUAACUAAAUUAGCUAAAUUAUUAAUGAUAAAUGAAUUAAAAACAAUUUUACUACAAAUACGGAAUAUAAAUGCCAUUAUAAAUUCUAAUGGAUAUCUAUUGGGAUGGGAAGUAAUAAUUUCAGAACCUUUUAGAAAAAUGGAUAUGAAUCCAACCUCUGAACAAAUUGAAGACUGCAUCGAAGCUUUACAACUUUUAUAUUCAUGUCCAGUUACACAUAUGUUAAAUUUCACUAAUAUUAUAAAGUAUUGUCUUCAAUGCCAACAAGUACAUUUAGCACUUGCACUUUUACCAUUUUUAAAUGAUGACGAUACAAUAUUUAUUUUGAAGGUAAAUAUAUUUUAUUUUAUUUAAAAUUUAAUAAUGUUAUUUUGAUUAUCAAUUUACGCAUUAUUAUAUAUUUAAAUCCUACUCUUUUUUUUCAGAAAAUCAAAUGUAUGUCUGAUAUUACAAAGGCAUUAGAAGAUUUAAAUAACUUAUAUUCAAAUGGAAUACUUUGUAUAGCUUAUGUAAGUAAAUAGAAUUUUAUUUUAAUUUAAUACAAAAUUUAUAUAGUUUUCUUUCAAUAUAAUUUUAAAGAGUGUAUUUUUUUUGCAGUGUAAUAAAAUUAUAGAAAACACGCUAGCAAAAAUAAAUAUUAAGUCAGAUAAAUAAAUGUAAGAUACUUUUACAUGAAACUAUUUUAAUAAAUAAUUUCUUUUUUAAAUAAUUUAGUUGUUAUAUCAUUAAAAGUCAUUUUUAAAACUUGCAUGUUAUUAAAAAUUCCUUUAUUCUAUUUUUAUAAAACCUAUUAUACAUUUAUUAUAUAAAUUAUAUAUUAAUGAAUUUUACACUUUAUUACGACUCACGCCAUUUGUCUGUAUAAUCUUCAAUUAAUAAGGAUUUAUUUUGAGCUAACUUUAUUUUGAUAGUAUCUGUUUCUGGAUCCACACUGACUGAUUUUAAUACACAUCGAUUUAUUAUCAAAUACUCAGGAUUUUUAGGAUUUCGUCCUUGAAUGUGAUCUAUUUCAUCUCCAAUUUGGACCUAAAUAAUUAAAAUAUAAUAUAUUUCUAUUGUAACAGAUAUUUUUAAUUUUAUAUCAAGUAUCAUACCAUCGUUGCCUUUUUUAAACACUUUUUUCCAUUUAAACGUAAAUUACUAUUGUAAAAAAUCUUAUCUAAUUGGCUAGAAAAAAAGUUAUAUUUUGUAAUAUAUUUUGUAAUAAACAAUAUUAGUUAUAUAUUUCAAUAAAUAAUUCAAUAAUAACUUACGCACGUGACUUUCCAAAACCGCUUUUGGCAAUAACAUCCAAUCGAAGAGAAGGUACUGUAACUUCAAUUAUUUUUGUACCAAUUUCUGUUUCAAAAUCAUCUUCAUCUGAUUCCUCGUCUGAUUCUUCAUCCUUACUCUGUAUAUUUAAAUUUAGACAGUAUAGUACUUUAUAUUUUCAAUUACCAAAGUUAUCAAAUAUUUAUUUAACCUUUUAAUGUAUUAAAUUAUUUAUAAAUAAUAGAAUUAUAAACUAAUUUUGUAUUUAAUUGUAUUUUGAUUUCUUCUUAAUUACAUGUUGCAGAUUUAACUAUAUUUAAGAUAUUCGAUACGCUUUGAAUUAAUAUUAUUUCAUUUUCUCUUUUAUUAAAUUUUAAAUAUCUUUAAGUACAUCGAAACUUUUAUACAAAAUAUUUCUAUUAUUUAUAAUAAAUUAUUUACUCCAAUAAAUAACAAUUUUUUAAACUGUAAAUAUUUAAUUAUCUAUACAUUUUAUUAUAAAAAUAAUUAUAAUAAACCAAUAACUAAAAUAAGUAAAUAAGUAUAUAUGUAUAAAUAUACAAAAUUUAUACUUAACGCAUUGAAUAUACUAAAUAUAAGCGUGCUAAAAUAUAAUGUAAUAAAAUUAUCUUACUUUCUUUGAAAUAUUGCCUUUGCUCUUAAAUCUUACGAAUAUCAUAGAAUUAAGAUUUUGUGGAUUUGAACAAUUUAUAAGUAAAUUGUAUGGCGUAGAACUUAAUUUUAAUACGCUUCUUAAUGCACAUGACAUUUGCGUAUUUAUAUAUUCUGUUCUUCGGAUAAUGUUAAAAAUUGUUCUGCAUAACAUUUUUUAGAAUUAUACACUUAGGUUAUGUUUACAACAAUACACGAGAAAUUAAUUGGUAAUAUGGUUAUACGUUUAGACUAGAUUAAACAAGUAUACAUAUCCUAUUCAUUCGCUUCAUCUCCCAUUUGUGAGUAGGAGGCAAAUAAAUAUUGAUCUAUACAUAUUAUUAGACAUUAAUUCAUUAAUUUUCGUAGAUUAAAAUGAUACUUGUAUCAAAAAUUAGUUGUAAUAUGAUAUUGGAUUAAACAAAAUAUAUACAAAAUGUACAUAUUAUACAAAAUUUAAUAAAUAUAAAAGCUUCACGCAUUUUUCUUUCUUUAAUUGUAAAAUGUUUUUAAGUAUCGAAAAUAAAAAUAUUACAUUUCUACUUUAUUUUGUUUCAUUAUUAUUUAUUGUUAACAUUUGAAUACAAUUUUUCAAUUUUUUGUUACAUUAUGUAAAAAUUUCUCACAUUCUAUAAAUAUUUGCUUUUUAUACUAAAUUUUCAAAAUAUUUUUUACAUUUUAAAUUCUACGAAAAUUAAAAUAAAAACACAAAUUUAAUUAUAUUAAUGACUAGAAUGAAUUAUAUGCUAUAAAAUAUAAUAAAAUAUGUGUUAUAAAAUUAUAACUUAAAAUUCUAUGACAAUUUUUGUUUCAAAUACUUUAAUACGGUAUUGCGAUAUUUUGAAAAGUUAAAUUAAUGAUGAAUAAAUAAUUAAAAGUUAAAUAUUAUGUGUAUACUUUAUUUUAAGAAAUCGUUUUUAAAAUACACAUAAAUAAAAGUAAAUGCUUUCCAGUGGUAGGUAGAACAUGCAUUUAUAUAGUUACAUUUUGAUUAUUAUUCAACAUUGUAAUUUGAAUUUUUUAUAAGAAAAUAGGAUAGAUAAAAUUAAUUUUUUAAUUUAUAUCUCGGUAUUCGUUUUUGUACAGCAAAAGAGUUUAUUUAUGAAAAUACAAUGAUUAUUAUUAUAUUUUAAUAAAAAUUUAACUAUUAUGUAAUGUAAUAAUAUAAUUUACAUAAAAUUUUUUAGUAUUAUUAA